Oryza sativa Japonica Group (Japanese rice) is the source of this 2911-nucleotide messenger RNA. The record is from RefSeq and is a predicted model, not a curated record. NCBI's taxonomy places the organism in Eukaryota, Viridiplantae, Streptophyta, Magnoliopsida, Poales, Poaceae.
AUCAGGCCUUGGACUCGUCUCUUUCCUCGGGCUCAAGCGCUCGGCGGCGGCCGGCCGCCGGCGGGGUGGCGCGGCCGAGGCCCGAGGGGGAAGGAGACGGCGGCGGUGUGUGGCGUGGCCGGUACGCCUCCAUGCCUUAUCGGUGCUCGUGUUCCUUCGCGUCGAGGAGUGGGGAAGCGGCUGGAGAAAUGGCUCUCCGGCUUCCGGCGGCGAGGCCGCCAUGUUCGCCUAGAUGAUUAACAUCGUUGAGCCCGGCGUUGCUGUGUUCGGGAGUCGGGGACAUCAGCAGCGGCGGCGCUUCGUCUCCCAGAUGGGUGAAGACAGCAACAAACCCAUCCCCGUGUUCAUCUGCCCUCUUCCAUGGUCAUUACCUACUCUCCAUUUAUGCCUGGUUCCCCUACAUUUGCUCUCAUUCGUCAUGCAAAUUUUCAGAUUCCUUUUAGCUUUCUUCCUCGCAGACCUCUCAUCAGGAGGUUCUGUUGGGUGGAUGGUGCUGUACCCUUUGAGCUAGGUAGGUAUGGCUGAUGUUCUUUGAUUUUGAAUCUUGUUUACAGAAAUGACUCUCCGUGAUCUUCUUGGAUUUUUUUAUCUAUAUCGUUUAUUAUUGAAACUAGGUGAUUUAAGAAACAAGAAAUGAGAUGGAUCAUUUUUAUAUGAAGGAUAAGAACAUAUUUCAUAGAGCCCAUUUCACAUAAUGUAUUUUGAUCUCCCUUGAUAAGAUAUAAAACAAAGGAAGGAAGACAUCAAAUGUGUUGUUAAAAUGACCCUGUCAACUCAGUCGGCCUACAUUUGGUCUCCCUUGAUUUUCCAAUGUAAAACAGGUCUUGGCUCAUCUAUAAAGUAUGCAUUGGUGCAGAGCUCCAGAGCGACAGAAGUAAGGCUUAUCAGAAGAAACUAUAGGGCGGAAAGCAAACAAAAAAAACUGUCACGUUAUUGCAUUUUUUCAGUCAGGAAAUGGGCCUGUCAAUCUCAUACCCGCCAGAUGACUACCUGCCUACGGAAGAGGACACAGACCAGAUGUUUGUUCGGUCUCUCAGCUCUGACAAUCUCAGCACCAUUGAGACCUUUGAGUCACCACCGGCAUUACUCGACUCCCUGAGUUCCCAAAGGCCUAUCAUAAAAGAAUCCUUUAACUUCAAAAAAAGUGAGGGUGAUCCAUUUCAUGUUGAAACUACAGUAUCCUUGAUGAGUCCUAAACCCGGCAAGGAGAAGAGUUGCACCCAUAAACGCACUAUCCUACCAAGAUAUGGGUCAAUGGAAUACUUGCCACCACAUUCUCCAGUGGUUGGGAUGAUCAGCCCGAAGCACCAGGCCGCAGCAGUAAGAGUGCAGAAGGUAUACAAGAGCUUCAGGACUAGGCGGCAACUUGCUGAUUGCGCUGUUCUUGUUGAACAACGCUGGUGGAAACUGAUAGAUUUCGCACUGCUCAAGCACAAUUCAGUAUCCUUUUUUGAGGAGGAGAAGCCAGAAUCUGCCCUCUCAAGGUGGUCUCGGGCUAGAACGAAAGCUGCGAAGGUAGGUAAAGGUCUGUCGAAGGAUGAAAAGGCUCAGAAGCUCGCUUUGCAGCACUGGCUCGAAGCUAUUGACCCUCGGCAUCGGUAUGGUCACAACCUCCAUUACUACUACCAACAUUGGCUUCACUGCGAAAGCAAACAACCUUUCUUCUACUGGUUGGAUGUGGGUGAAGGAAAAGACGUAAGUAUGGAGGACCACUGCCCUAGAUGGAAGCUGUUGCAGCAAUGCAUCAGGUAUCUUGGCCCUAAAGAGAGGGAGUUCUAUGAGGUAGUAAUUGAGAACAAGAAACUGCUGUACAAGAUGAGCCGCAAGAUUGUCGACACUUCUGAGGGCCCCAAGAAUUCGAAAUGGAUCUUCGUGUUGAGCACAACAAGAGUUCUAUACAUUGGCACGAAGAGCAAGGGCACAUUCCAGCACUCCAGCUUCCUUGCUGGUGGAGCCACAUCUGCUGCCGGGAGACUAGUUGUAGAUAAUGGAAUCCUAAAGGCUGUCUGGCCACAUAGCGGGCACUACCGUCCUACGGAGGCAAACUUCCGCGAAUUCAUGAUGUAUCUGAAGAAGAGAAACGUAGAUCUUGCCAAUAUCAAGUUGAGCCCAUCAGAAGACGAAGAGGACGAGUGUCUCAGGUCCAGGAGUGGCCGCUCCCAGCUCGAGCCAACCGAGCCAGGAAAGCCUGAGAAGGAAGAAGACGCCACGGCCGACGACAAUGGCACUACCACCGUGGCCGCGCAAGCCGCGCCACCCUCCACCACCGGCGGUGAGCCAGCCACGCCGGUGAUGAAGAGGUCAUCCUCCGGCAACCGCCUGCAGCGCAAGCGGCCGCCGAGGCUGACGCUGGACAAGAGCCGGCUGGCCAAGGGCGUGGCGGAGCAGGACGCCGGGUCGUUCGGCGACCGCCUGGACUUCUGCAAGGUGAACCUGUUCCGCGGCGGCGAGGAGGCGGAGGAGGCGGUGGUGGUGCCGCAGGAGAAGAUCCUCCGCCGGCUCAACUCCAGGAUGACCAUGAACUCGUACCAGCUCGGGAAGCAGCUGUCGCUCCGGUGGACCACCGGCGCCGGGCCGCGGAUCGGCUGCGUCCGCGACUACCCGCCGGAGCUCCAGUUCCGGGUGAUGGAGCAGAUCAGCCUGACUCCGCGCGGCGGCGCCGGGCCACUGAGGCUCGGGUCGACGGCGACCCCCCGGCAGAGCCCCUGCGCGCCGCUCCCGUCGCCGGCGCCGCUCUACGCCGCCGCCGGGACUCCCACCUCGCUGCUGCAGCACGGUGCAGCCUAAAAGUCCUUACUUUGUGGGCGUAUUCAGAGUUUCAGACAGUAUAAAAUUCGAGCCAAUAACCAAUCCAUGCAUCAAUUCAGCUAAUAUUAUCGAGCACAACCAUGUCACAUUGCAUCAAGUGAAA